AUGGGACUGCGAGGAUCGAAACAACCGGAAGCCCAAGUCCUCCUCCUGGGCCUGGACAAUGCUGGAAAAUCGACUCUUCUUUACAAACUGAAACACAACACGUGCGUCACAACAGUUCCCACCAUCGGCUUCAACGUGGAAAUGCUCGAGGCGAGAAAGAACAGGAAAAACCUCUCUCUAACCGUGUGGGAUGUCGGUGGGCAGCGACAGAUGCGCGAGCACUGGACCAAAUUCCACCAGGACGCAUCAGCCGUCGUGUUUGUUGUGGACAGCUCGUGCAAGGAGCGCAUGGAGGAGGCGCGGAAAGAGCUGGAGAAAACUCUGGGGAGCGAACAGCUGCGGGGCCGUCCACUGGUCCUACUGGCCAACAAACAGGACGUGAAUGGCGCUGUGACUGUCACUGAAAUCAAGGACACGUUUAACCUGAGGAAGAUUUGCUCUGGUCGGGAUUGGUUCGUUCAGCCUUGUUCCGCGUCCACUGGAUUUGGGGUUGAAGAGGCCUUUAGGAGAGUGGUCCAAAUGGUCAAAUAAAACAUGUAUUUAUAUGAAA
This is a messenger RNA of Gymnodraco acuticeps, 550 nucleotides long. RefSeq names its product ADP-ribosylation factor-like 14 (gene arl14). The transcript has a single exon. Gene Ontology annotation, molecular function: GTPase activity; GTP binding. Bases 1 to 531 code for a protein of 176 amino acids. Gene Ontology annotation, cellular component: cytoplasm. Gene Ontology annotation, biological process: intracellular protein transport; vesicle-mediated transport. Lineage: Eukaryota; Metazoa; Chordata; Actinopteri; Perciformes; Bathydraconidae. The record is from RefSeq and is a predicted model, not a curated record.